Messenger RNA from Loxodonta africana (African savanna elephant), 1418 nucleotides. Its product is annotated as olfactory receptor 2V1-like. Gene Ontology annotation, cellular component: plasma membrane. Lineage: Eukaryota; Metazoa; Chordata; Mammalia; Proboscidea; Elephantidae. The coding region runs from base 1 to 948 and encodes 315 amino acids. The transcript has a single exon. Gene Ontology annotation, biological process: detection of chemical stimulus involved in sensory perception of smell; G protein-coupled receptor signaling pathway. The record is from RefSeq and is a predicted model, not a curated record. Gene Ontology annotation, molecular function: olfactory receptor activity; G protein-coupled receptor activity.
AUGGACACCUGGUUGAAUCAAUCAUACACAGAUGACUUUGUCCUCUUGGGCAUCUUUUCAUACUGUGCAACUGAUCUUGUUCUUUUCUCUAUGGUCAUGAUGGUCUUCACAGUGGCCCUCUGUGGGAAUGUCCUACUCAUCUCCCUCAUCUACAUAAAUCCUCGACUUCAUACACCCAUGUACUUCUUCCUUAGUCAGCUUUCCCUCAUGGACCUCAUGUUGGUAUGUAACAUUGUACCAAAGAUGGCAGUCAACUUCCUGUCUGGCAGAAAGUCCAUCUCCUUUGUGGGUUGUGGUAUACAAAUCGGCCUUUUUGUCUCUCUCGUGGGCUCUGAGGGGCUCUUACUGGGACUCAUGGCUUACGACCGCUAUGUGGCCAUUAGCCACCCACUUCACUAUCCCAUCCUCAUGAGCCAUAGGGUCUGUCUUCAGAUUGCUGGAGGAUCUUGGGCCUUUGGCAUACUAGAUGGAAUGAUCCAGAUGGUGGCAGCCAUGACCUUCCCCUACUGUGGCUCCAGGAAUGUGGACCACUUCUUCUGUGAGGUGCCAGCUUUAUUGAAGCUGGCCUGUGCAGACACAUCCCUUUUUGAGAACCUGCUAUUUUCUUGCUGUGUCUUCAUGCUCCUCGUUCCCUUCUCCAUCAUCAUGGCCUCCUAUGCUCAUAUUCUGGCUGCUGUGCUCCGUAUGAACUCUGCUGAGUCCCGUAAAAGGGCUCUGGCCACCUGUUCCUCCCACCUGACAGCAGUAUCCCUCUUCUAUGGGGCAGCCAUGUUCAUCUACUUGAGGAUUAAGCACUACGGGACCCCUAGCCAUGACAAAGUGGUCUCUAUCUUCUACACAGUUCUUACUCCUAUGCUCAACCCCCUUAUUUAUAGCUUGAGGAAUGGGGAAGCCAUGGGGGCACUGAGGAAGGGGUUAGACCGUUGUAGGAUUGUCAGCCAGCAUUGAUAUUUCAGGAUACUUGGUGCAUGACUCUGCCAUUUCUUGGCUGUAUAACCUUGGUACAUCAUUUACUCUUUGUGUCUGUUUCUUCAUAAUAAAUGAGAAUCAUGGCAUUUGUUCUACCUCACAGGGAUGUUGUGGAGACUGCUGCAUGUAAAUUAAAGCCCCAUACAGAAGCAAUAUAUGCUAUUAUUGUUAGUAUUGAUUGUUUAUAAAGUUCUUAAAGUAAAUUCUCUCUUUUUAAUUCUUCUUUGUAAUAGUUGUCUUUUACUGAGGACUUACUAAGUGCUAUACACCGUCUUAUCUAUCUUAUUAUCUAAUUCAUGAUUCAAGGUAAUAAAUGUGAAUAUAUUCAAUGGAAAUGUUCUAGUUUUAGAAAUUGAGUCUCUAGAAUUUUUCUUGGAUUUUUCCUAGCCUUCUCCUUUGUUCCAUUAGAAGUUUUAUAAUGCCUCCUUUAAGAAACAAAAAUAUAUCUC